Exophiala dermatitidis NIH/UT8656 is the source of this 1626-nucleotide messenger RNA. RefSeq names its product AAT family amino acid transporter. Gene Ontology annotation, cellular component: membrane. Lineage: Eukaryota; Fungi; Ascomycota; Eurotiomycetes; Chaetothyriales; Herpotrichiellaceae. The transcript has 2 exons. Gene Ontology annotation, molecular function: amino acid transmembrane transporter activity. The record is from RefSeq and is a predicted model, not a curated record. The coding region runs from base 1 to 1626 and encodes 541 amino acids. Gene Ontology annotation, biological process: amino acid transmembrane transport.
AUGGCCAACUAUGAAGAACCAAAAACCGGCCGGGGAUCCGUGUCUCGUCAUUCAUUUAGCGACGCCGGCGAUACCCACGCGGUGAUCGACCCGCUUAGUGGUGUCAAGCGAGGUCUCAAAACUCGCCAUCUCAGUAUGAUGGCUCUAGCCGGCAUUAUAGGACCGGGCCUGUUGAUUGGAUCUGGAGGUGCACUUGCCAAUGGCGGUCCCGCAGCACUGCUGAUUGGCUUUGGAGUCAUUGGCAUUAUCGCAUUCAGCAUCAUGCAGUCGCUAGGGGAACUGACCACCCUCUAUCCCAGCGGAGGCGCCUUUACCAGUCUGGCCGAUCGGUUCGUGGACCCGGCCUUUGCGUGCGCCGUCGGUUGGAACUACUUUGUCAUCUGGGUCGCCGUCCUUGCCAACGAGUACAACGUGCUGUCGUCCAUCUUUGUCUUCUGGAGUGACAAGGUCCCGUUGUGGGGAUACUUCUUGAUCUUCUGGUUCGCUUUUCUGGGCUUUCAGUUGCUGGGUGUUAGGACGUUCGGUGAGGCAGAGUUCUGGCUGGCCCUGGCCAAACUGCUCGGUUUGACGGCGUAUUUCAUCUUCAGCAUCAUCUAUGCCUCGGGCGGACUCAUCGGCCAGCAUGGUGCAUUGGGAUUCAGGUACUGGCACAAUCCGGGUGCGUUCUCUCAUGGGUUUCGAGGUGUUGCCUCCGUUUUUGUGUUUUGCUCCACCUUUUAUGCCGGCUGUGAGUCGGUCGCCGUGGCUGCCACCGAAACCCGGAACCCCAAGGUCGCGGUGCCCCGUGCUAUCCGACAGGUCUUCUGGCGGAUCAUAUUCGUCUACAUGGGUUCUGCCUUUUUCUUCGGCUUGACUUGCCCUGCAAAUGCAGACUCUCUGGUCAACGGAUCAUCUCGGGUUUUGAAAUCACCCAUGACCGUGGCCAUCCAGAACGCCGGCUGGGAGGGCGGGGUGCAUUUGAUCAAUGCAUUUAUCAUGGUCACUUGCCUUUCUGCCGUCAAUAGCUCCAUAUAUAUCGGCUCUCGGACGGUUCUGUUCAUGGCACAGGAAAGGAAGGCACCAAAGUUCCUGGGGUAUACCGACCCUCGCGGGGUCCCGGUCUUUGCAAUCAUCUUCACCAAUCUGUUUGGCGCACUGGCAAUGAUGAACGUUUCGACGGGAGCUGGCAAAGCUUAUAGCUAUAUUGUCAAUCUGUCGGGCGUCAGCACGUUCAUUGUAUGGGGCGCCAUCUCGUUCAUCCACAUCCGAUUCCGUCAGGCGUGGCUAAAGCAAGGCCGGCAUGAACAUGAGCUGCCUUUCAAAUCGCUCUGGCACCCUUGGAACGCUUAUUUUGGGUUGGCGGCAAACUUGUUCCUUGCCUUGGUUCAGGGCUGGACAACCCUUAGCCCCUUCAAUGCCGGCAAUUUUGUGGAUGCAUACAUCCUGUUGCCGCUCUUCCCAAUUAUAUAUUUUGGUUACAAGUUUGCCUUUAGGACACGGUAUUGGCGUCUACAUGAAAUCGACUUGGAUGCCGGGAGAAGGAAAGACCUCGAUGCACCAGAGUCAGAUGAGGAGGGUGGCGGUGCGGAAGAGUAUGGACGUGUGCUGAGAAAGUCCUUGUGGAAACGGUUCCUGGAAAACUUCUAA